CUGCUUUGCUUUUUGGGAAUUAAAGGCUCCACAAUGUCUUUUUUUAAAUGUUCCUGUGGAGCUCAGAAGUUUGAUACCCCUUCACAGUCCUUUGCUUUAAAAUGGGUUCUACCACCAGGUGAAUCUCUGCUUGUUAACUACCUGACCUCCAGCACAGAGUUGGACAAGACCUUCACCAAAAUGUCUGACUCCGAGGUCGGUUGUUGGUUUGGAUCCGGAGUUCCUCAUAGUUUUAACUACUUAAUUUAAACUGAGACCAGGCAGACCCCUGCAAACGUUCAGAGCAGUGCGCCUUCAUCCAGGAUGUCCCGGGGCCUCAGGAGGUCGACGUGGACCUGGUCAUGGUGGUGGACGACUCCAGGGAGAUUCAGGCUGAUGAGUACGCCGGCGUCCAGCAGCUGCUGGGCUCUGUGGUGGAGCAGCUGGUCGUGAGCCCGCAGCCACGCAGGGCCGGCAACCGGGCCCGGGUGGCUGUAGUCCAGCAGAGCGGCAGCCGCAAUCUCAAGCCGGAGUUUGGCCUGCUGGACUACCAGAACGCCAACGUGAUGAAGAGGCAGAUCAAGAACAUGCAGCAGCAGAGCGGCUCCCCUGCGCUGGGACAGACGCUGGAGUUCUGCCUGCAGGAGGUGCUGCUGAAGGCCACCACGCCCCGGAGGAGGAGGGCGAUGCUGACUGUGGUGGGCACCACGACGGCUUACAGGGACCGAGCCAAGCUGCGCUACAUCUCCCAGAAGGCCAAGUGUGAGGGGGUGGCGCUGUUUGUGGUGACUAUCAGUGAUCGCUACAACCAGACGCAGGUGGAGGAGCUGGCCAGUCUGCCUGAACAGCAGCACCUGAUCCACGUCGGCAGACUGAAGGCCGACGAGCAGGGCUACGCCCAGCGCUUCUUCAGAGUCUUCCUCUCCGCCCUCAACAAGGGCAUAAACACGUAUCCUCCUCCUGCAAUAACACAGACCUGCAGCCGGCUGACGGAGGAAGAAGUAGAUCUCUUAAACGGGUAACUCACACUUUACAUCUUUACACCACAAACUUAACAUUUUUGGCCCACAAGGCUGAG
Messenger RNA from Micropterus dolomieu (smallmouth bass), 1057 nucleotides. Its product is annotated as collagen alpha-4(VI) chain-like. NCBI's taxonomy places the organism in Eukaryota, Metazoa, Chordata, Actinopteri, Centrarchiformes, Centrarchidae. Bases 342 to 1001 code for a protein of 219 amino acids. The transcript has 3 exons. The record is from RefSeq and is a predicted model, not a curated record.